Messenger RNA from Plasmopara halstedii, 159 nucleotides. RefSeq lists its product as uncharacterized. Lineage: Eukaryota; Oomycota; Peronosporomycetes; Peronosporales; Peronosporaceae. Bases 1 to 159 code for a protein of 52 amino acids. The transcript has 2 exons. The record is from RefSeq and is a predicted model, not a curated record.
AUGAGCCUAAAUAAUUUCCUGGGAAGAUUACAAGAUCAUGAGAUCACCGAGCUGGCACAAUUAGUACCGAAAGGGGCUAAAGAUCGCUACUGGAAGUUGUUGCAAAUUGAAGCCAAACAUCUACGCGUGAGCUUGGUUUUGAGUACAAAAGAAUGUUAA